UUACAACUAUCUAUUUCAAAUUUAGAUAGAGAAGUUACGAUAGAAUGGCUUAUUUACGAACAUGUUACGAACUGUAGAAAAAUUUUCUAAUAGCAUGGCAUCUCACAACUAAAGCAGACAACGGGGUGGAAAAGGGGAAUAAUAAAAGGCUAUGUACAAUGUGGAUUUCCCUGUCUUGUUUUGUUAUGAUUUCUUUUGGGAAUUCGAAACAGUCAACGGCGGGAUAGAUGUAAUAAACUCGAACUUGGACGGCGUGUUGGAAAAAAACAAACAAAAACACGAGAUGUCAAUAUUGUAAGAGUAUAAAAACGAAAUCAUUAAUCUAGUGUCUUAUUUUUCGCAAUAUAAGUACGAGAAACGUAAAAGGGGCGAGCAUUGCUCAGAGGGCCUUCUGCAGUAUGCUCAGGAUUUAUAAUACAAAGAUAUUAUGGCUGCAGGUGAGGCCAGCACUGCUAAGCCUCGUCAAGAAAAGCAGUACGAUUACUUGUUAAAGUUCUUGUUGGUCGGUGACAGCGAUGUUGGCAAACAAGAAAUACUAAGUGGUCUGGAAGACGGUGCCGCCGAAUCACCGUUUUGCAGUGGCAGUGCAUAUAAAACUACUACUAUCCUGCUGGAUGGGAAAAGAGUAAAAUUGCAAUUAUGGGAUACAUCUGGACAAGGUAGAUUUUGUACAAUUAUCAGGUCUUAUUCGCGUGGAGCGCAAGGCAUACUUUUGGUUUAUGAUAUUACCAAUAGAUGGUCCUUCGAUGGUAUCGAUAGAUGGUUAAAGGAAGUCGAAGAGCAUGCACCAGGUAUACCAAAAAUAUUGGUCGGCAAUCGGCUUCAUUUGGCAUUUAAAAGACAAGUGGGAGAACGAGACGCGGAGGCAUAUGCAGCUAAAAAUCGAAUGGCAUUUUUUGAAGUGUCACCUCUAUGCGAUUUCAAUAUACGAGAAAGUUUUUCAGAACUUUCUCGUAUGGCCUUACAUCGUAAUGGCAUGGAGAGGUUGUGGAGAUCGAAUAAAGUUCCCAGUCUUCAAGAACUCGCAUGCCGUGCAAUAGUUGCAAGAACAACGGUAUAUGGAAUCGAUCAACUUCCAUUGCCUAAGUCUAUUAAAUCACAUUUGAAAUCAUAUGCAAUGACUACAACCUCGCAACAUCGGUAUAAUGGCACUCGCAUGCGUAGCACUAGUAAAAGCUUAAGUUCGCAUCAAAGGAAAUUACGUUUUGUUGGAGUGGGCCAUAAUGGACUAUCCACACCGGGCAACUCUCCUGGUAGUAUGACAGAUUCUCGGACAAGUUGUGUAGGUCGUAAUUCCUGUACAAUAUCUUGAGAUUAAAGCUCAGGUUGCAGUUAUGUUUAAACAUGCAACGUGAUAUCAAAGUUCUUCCAUUCCUGUUACAUUACAUACCCUGUUCUGAUUAAGAAUAUGGCAAUGUAACUUUGUGCAGAAUGAGAUAUAAAUACAUCAUUGAUGGGAUAUCUCUUGGGUAAAAACAAUUUAAGAGAUCAAAGACCUCAUUUUAAUGUUAUUACUAUUGUUAUUCGUACAAAAAAAAUGGUUUUGGUGUCUUAUACACCAUGUUUCCUCAAGUUUGUGGUUUACCAAAAUAUCUAUAAUGAUAACAUCGAGCUUAAAUAACGGCAGUGUAUUGCGAGUAAUUAUAUCGGUGCCAUUUGUUAGACAAACCUGAGACGAAUUUUGACAUCUGCUAAAAAAUAAUUGAUAUAAUUAAAUACGUCUUUUUAUGAUGCCGAUCAUUAAAUACAAGUGGUUUUUGAUAAUGAAAUGAGAUAUGUGCGAGACAAAACAGUAUGUAUAACAAUGCACAGACUUCAAGUAUAUCUAUAUUUUAUUAACGUCGAUUUUAUUGUACUUUUGGCUGUUGAUAUGAAAUUUACUUUUUCAGAAAAACAUCUCUGCAUAGAACUUUUGUUAAGACGAAAUAAUAUCAUUAUAAAGGAUACCUAAUAUAUAGAAAUAUAUUGUUAAAAAGAAAAUUUUUUUAAUAAUAAUUUUAAAUAUAUUCUCUCUAUGUAUAACUGCAACAUACUUUUGAUAAAUAGUAUUGAUGUAAACUAUACGUAUUUUUUAAAAAUUGCAAUAUUUGUGCAUAAUCAUAUUGUAUCUCUAUUAUUUAUGCAUGAUUUUUCAUUCUAAUAACUGAUUUUGACCAUAAAUAUUUAAUAAUCUAACAUCAUAUUUCAUCAUUAUGUUAAUGAAUUGACAGAAUAAUAGUUUUACCAGAGGCAUUAAAAUAUUGAAAGAAGAUCGAUUUAAAAAAUGUUGUUUUAGCAGCAAUGUGUACAUUGUAUUUUUUUCUUGACAAUUUUUUUAUUCUAGGACAUAGUGUGAAAUAUAUUUAUACUAUAUAGGAUUUAACUAAAUUAUCUAUGUAUAUAAAAUGACUAUAUGAUUUAACAUUAUUUUAUAUAUAAAUAAACAUUUUUUGUGUUUCAUUGUCUGGGAGAUUGUAAUAAAACUAGUGAUAUAUAAAUUUAUACAACAGACAUACCUAAUACAUGAACUGUUUAAAGAAUAUAUUAUUUUCCCAAUCUCAAAGAUCGCUAUUCCUUCAAAUGUAAAAACGUAUUUGUAAAAGAAUUAUAUCGUUGUAAAUCGAUAAAAUAGAGUUGACUGUAUUAUUAUUGUAUAUAUUUUGGUUCUAGAAUAAUAAAUCAUUGGUAGUACUGAAAAUAUUUAAUGAGAGGGGCCAUGAAGAAACAAAAAAAAAAUGUGUGAUCAUGAACAAAAUCCUAUUCUUUGUUUAUGUUAAAAGGAAGUCCCUCAUUGAACAUCAAUGCUGUAUAAAACAAAUAUAUCUUCAAACUUGAUAAUUGUAUUUUGCCUCUUUUCUAUUUUUAUUUUUAAAUAAAAA
Messenger RNA from Vespula pensylvanica (western yellowjacket), 2858 nucleotides. RefSeq names its product ras-related protein Rab-40C (gene Rab40). Gene Ontology annotation, molecular function: GTP binding; GTPase activity. The record is from RefSeq and is a predicted model, not a curated record. Gene Ontology annotation, cellular component: endosome; plasma membrane; synaptic vesicle. The coding region runs from base 428 to 1312 and encodes 294 amino acids. The transcript has 4 exons. NCBI's taxonomy places the organism in Eukaryota, Metazoa, Arthropoda, Insecta, Hymenoptera, Vespidae. Gene Ontology annotation, biological process: protein localization to plasma membrane; intracellular signal transduction.